This is a messenger RNA of Drosophila subobscura, 6305 nucleotides long. RefSeq names its product putative protein kinase C delta type homolog (gene Pkcdelta). The transcript is spliced from 10 exons. Gene Ontology annotation, biological process: peptidyl-serine phosphorylation; intracellular signal transduction. The record is from RefSeq and is a predicted model, not a curated record. Gene Ontology annotation, molecular function: ATP binding; diacylglycerol-dependent serine/threonine kinase activity. Bases 164 to 5878 code for a protein of 1904 amino acids. Lineage: Eukaryota; Metazoa; Arthropoda; Insecta; Diptera; Drosophilidae.
AUUUUUAGACAGCAAAAACAGCGGUAGAUAAACAAACAAAAAACAAAGAAACUGAAACUGAAACGAAAGAAGCCGCAAAUAAUUUUGGAAGUUAUUCCGUUGUGUAAUAGUGCUCCGUUUGUUUGAAUUGCUGUUUUGUUGCCCCGCUGAGUGCUCCAGAAAGAUGCCCCUGUACUCUGACUCAACCAACUACUACUACAGCGGUGGCAGCAGCCAGCUGUACUCUCCAUACUACAGUUCCAGUUCCGGACUGGGGCUGAGCGGCGUUGGAUCGGGAGCCGGAUCCAGCUACACGUCCAACUACAAUCGUUCGUAUCCGGGCAGCUAUAUGGUGCCCCUGUCGCCGUCUUCGCCGCGAUCCCCAAGCAGCUACUCGAGCGGCAGCAGCACUGCCAGCUCCCUACAUAGCCUGGGAUCUCGCUACCAACCGAAGCUGACGACUAUCACGGAGAGCUCGGGCCUGGUUGGACGUCAUGCCGGCCACAGCAGCCUAAUGCCCCUCACCCGGAUACAGUCGCCCAAGUAUGUUUCGAGCCCCACACACACCUAUAGCCACAGCUGCGCCAACAGCAGCAGCAGUCGCUAUAUACCGCCACGACCAAUAGCCAUCAACACGGCGGACAUCGAUGUGAGUUCUUCCCGGUAUCGGAGGCCUGCGUCCUCGAGCCGCAGCACUGAGAAGGAGGAAAGGGAUCGGGGGAAGGAUAAGGAAAAGGAAAAGGAAAAGGAAAAAGAAAAGGAGAGGGAAGAGAAAUUCAAGGUGCAAGUGGAUCUGGCCCAUAAGGAAGAAACUUCGUCUGCUACCGUGGAGGCCCAGCAGUCCGUCCCAGAAAAUCGACAGCCCCGUCGCUCCACCAUCAGACGCAAUCGGGCCGUGGUACGGCUCUCCACCGUCCGAAGAAAGAGCAGGGAGCGCACAGGAACCUCAGCCGAAAAUAUUUUGGCUGCCAAAGAAGAGCAGAGGUCUGCCGCGGAGCACCAGUUCCGAGAUUUGCCGCCUGCGACCGAACCGAGUCUUAGCUGGCGCCAGAAGCUGGCCGAUGAGCUGGCCGCAUUUCCCACCGUCAGCAACAAGAAGUCGCCAGGAGAGCUUCUGAGGGAGCGUUUCUUCAUCCGCGACGACAAGGAUCUGGAGGAGCAGCACCAAGAAUUGAGGCCCAUUCGGAUACCAGUCCAGGAGAUGGCCCAGCCACAUCCACAGCUACAGAAUGUCCGUGGAGGCCAGGCUCUGGAGAAGAAGGUAAACACACAGUUAACAGAGGAAAGUGAAGAUGGAAACGAGGAGAGCGAAAUGGAAAUGCAGCAGAGAAUCCGUCGACUUAGCCUUGUUCAGUGCCCGACCUUUCACGAUAUCUGUGAGGACAUUUCCUCGGAUAAGAUCGACGACGAUCUGAAUGCCGGAGAGCUGCGACGCCGUGCCUCUAUCAUCCAGGAGCAGGAGCAGGAAAUACUCAAUAAGCUGCAGAAGUCAAGCUCCGGCAGCUUUCAGUUGAUUCACUUGGAGCGGCGAUCCAGCCACGACAGUACCACGGCUGACGAGUCGUCCAGCGGACAUCGUCGCAGCUCCAAGCAGCGCAAGAAAAGCAAGAAGCUGCGCCACAAGAUCACGGCAAUUGUUGAGGUGCAGAAUGCACCAAGCGUGGCUCAGCUGGAGCACAUGCCCAGUGUUCUGGAGCUGAACGAGGACAGUGUCACGACGAUGCCGCUGCAGCCAGCCAACUCCGCCCCUGCAUCCACAUCGAGCUCCACCCGCAGUUCCAGUCCCAAGCCGAAGUUUACGGUCAACGUGAAAGUGGAGGAGCAUAGCCAGAUACACAAAGUAUUUAAGCUACCCAAGAAAAAAACAGUUCAUAAGCCAGCAGAGUCCCAGCAGGAUGUUCAGGUGGAGAUUGCCCUUCCCGAUGGAUUUAUGAAAGCCGCCCCCAAGCCAGCCAUAACAUCGCCACUGAAAAAGCGGAAGGCGGCGCCACAGCAACAGAAACAGAAACAGAUGCCGGAGCAGCUCGUGAAUGUGGCUCAGAUAUUCACCUUCGAAGAGGCGGCAAUUCAACAGGCACAGCCUCCGGAGACCAAGGUGGAAGGUACGGCCACUCCCAAACCCAUUCGGAAAGUUAUCAGGAAAUCGGAGAGCGGUGAUGACUUCUGGUCGCAGAUCGGAUCACGGGAGACGCUCUACAUGACCAAUCGCAAGAAGGCGAUUACAGAACGACAAGAGAAGGUCCAAGAAGAGAGUGGCGAAGUUAAAGAGCAACUUCAGUCAAAAAGUACACCAACGACACCAAAGCUUAAGUCAGAGCUUCUCAUUGAGCUCAAGACAACUUGUGUAAGUACAGCAACAUGUGCUAAGGCGAUUACAACAACAACACCAACGAUUACAGCAACGACGCCACAAAUAUCCGCAGCUAAAACCUUUCUGACAAAGCCAGAAAGCCCACCAGAAGUUUUAAAAAAAAUAUAUUCAACAGAAGGGGAAAUAUUAUCAGGCGUCGAAGCUAAAAAUACUUCACCAAUGACAACACUAACAUCAAGAGCGACAACCACAACCAAAGAUCUUAACAAAUUAUCAUCAACAAUUACACAAGAUUCGCCAAUAACAGUUCCACCCGAAUUGACAAUCGUAGCAAAAUCAACAGAUUCCCCAGUGGCUACUCAAACAGCAACCGCAACAAAAAAUGUACCACUAAAAAAAUGUGCAAAUGCUAUAACUGCGAUAGAUUCAACCAAAGAAAAACUAACAAAUACAGCAAAAACCGAUUCACUAUUGCAAAAUUCAGCACAAUCCAUAGAUUCACCAACUAUUAAUUCACCAAUAAUAUCAACAACACAACCAAUAAAAGAUUCAACAAAGCCAACAAUCACCGUACCACCUACGGAAGACAAAAAAUCAACACCGAAAACCACGAAAAAUUCACCAACAUCAAAGUUGCAAUUUUCAGAAGACUCACCAUUAACAGCCAUGAUAACAGCAAAGACGCUGACAAAACAAGAGUCGCCAACAGCGGCAACACCAAUAACAACAACGACUAAAGCAACAGGAAAAACUACAUCGCCAGAGGCUAAGAUGCUGGUAUCUGGCAACGCUGCACAGACGGGCAUCCAAGUUGUCAUGACAACGACAAAUGCCGUGGCAAAAUCUGCAACAGCUACAAAAGCGACGGGAGGGCCAAAAAUAAAUAGCGGGCAAUCGGCCAAGUCACCUGAACAACAACAGGCAACAACAGCGGCAGCCGGCGCCGUCGUCGUCGCAGUGCCAGUCCCAGUGGCAGCCACGAAAUUAGAUAAAACAACGCACAAGGAACAGCAUCAGCGACAGCAACCAGCAGAAGGAGCUACCGCCACAGCAACAUUGAGACAGCCAACGGAAAUAAAACCGAAAUCGACGGAAGCCGUUGAGCCAACGGAAAAGUCAAAGGUCCCAUCACCGAAAACGACAAAGCCAAAAAAUGCCGGUAAAACAAAUAAUGCGGCAAAAAAGAAGGCAGCCUCACCAUCCACUGCAGCUAUAGCAGCAGCAGCACCAGCAACAGCUGAUAGCAAUGUGACCCCAAUCAAUGCCGAUCAUUUUAUAACGCUGGCCCCCACAAAGGCGGCCAAAACAUCGCCAGGGAAGCAGCAACACCAACAGCAGCUGCAACAACCACAGGCGCAAUUGGUGGCCACAAAUGCGUCAUCGCUGGCGGCAGUCGCUGCAACGACAACGCCUACAACAAUGGCCGCUGCCACUGCCACUGCCGCAGCAGAAACAGCAAUAACAAUAGAGCGGUCUGUUGCCAGUGUUGAUGUUGCGGCUGCAGUCGCUGGGAUCGAGAUCGAGAUCGGCAUCGGCAUCGACACCGACAUCGGCGAUGACCGAAGCGGCGACGGCAACGCCAACAGCUGUGGCGAAGGCGUCGGCAAUAAUUUAUCAAAGUUUGCAACAGUAUCGAAUUUGGCACAGUGUCUGCGAGACGUUGAUGCCGAGCUCGAGGACUAUAUACCAUCGUCAGCGGAGAAUAGCGACGACGACAGUUCGGACGAUUACUCCAGCGCGGCCGGUUGUGCGAAUCUGAGCGCCAGCAUGAAGAAGAAGCAGCGCAAGGAGAAAAAGAAACAGAAGGCGAAAGGGGCAGCGGCAGCGCCACCCCGUUUCGAUCCCCACAAGAAGGUCAAAAUCGAUACGACCAACAAGUGCUACGUAAAGGAGGAGGCGCCCCGGUAUCCCCUUGUGGCCACACCGCGGCCCCUGUGGAAGCGCGAGAAGAUCGUCUACUCCGACGAGAACACCGACGACGAGAGCAGCGAGGAUGGGAGCGAGGCUACCGCUGGCUCCCUAGACGAGGACACUGAUGAUGAGAGCGAAGAGUGCAGCUCCUCCAGCAGCAGCGCCAGCUCCGAGGAGUCCGAAACGGCGGCCACCAGCAAGCGGAGAACGGACGAGGCCGAUAGAGAGACGGCGGCUGCCGCUGCUGAGGGCAGCAACAGAACAGUCACCUCAGCGGCGACUCUAAGCGUGGGGGCGGCAUCCACUUCGACGUCCAGCUCGCCAUCGAUCAUACGGAUGAGCACGUGCAGCAAUGAUUCCGGCUUCGAGGGCGGCACAGCACCCUCCAGUCCCAAAAAGAUGCUAGAAUGUGACGUGAAUUGCCACAAGAAAUGCGAAAGGCUCACGGCCAAUUUAUGCGGCGUCAAUCAGAAACUCAUCGUAGAGGCGCUCACCUACGUGAAGCGAGGCGCCCGGGAAGCCCGCGACUCGCCCAGCACACCGCCCAGCCUGAAUCCAGCCUAUAAGAUCGAGGCCGGUGAUGAACACGAUGAAACAUCAUAUACAUAUUCACAAUUCCAAAAAUCCGGACGUUUCACUGCGCCAGCAACAGUAAUACCUAGGUUUAAGAAUUAUUCAGUAGAUGAUUUUCACUUUCUCGCCGUUCUCGGCAAGGGAAGUUUCGGCAAGGUUCUACUGGCUGAGCUGCGUGAUACCACAUACUACUACGCCAUCAAAUGCCUGAAAAAGGAUGUCGUCCUGGAGGAUGACGAUGUGGACUCGACGCUGAUUGAACGCAAAGUAUUGGCACUGGGCACCAAGCAUCCGUAUCUGUGCCAUCUGUUUUGCACCUUUCAAACGGAGAGCCACUUGUUCUUUGUGAUGGAGUAUCUGAAUGGCGGUGAUCUCAUGUUCCAUAUACAGGAGAGUGGACGCUUCUCCGAGGAGCGAGCCCGAUUCUAUGGCGCUGAAAUAAUCUCUGGCCUCAAAUUCCUACACAAGAAGGGCAUUAUCUACAGGGAUCUCAAAUUGGAUAACGUUCUGCUGGACUACGAAGGUCAUGUGCGCAUUGCCGAUUUCGGCAUGUGCAAAUUGCAGAUCUACUUAGACAAGACGGCCGACAGUUUUUGCGGCACACCCGAUUAUAUGGCACCCGAAAUCAUUAAGGGUGAAAAGUACAAUCAGAAUGUGGAUUGGUGGUCGUUUGGUGUGCUGCUCUAUGAAAUGCUGAUCGGUCAAUCGCCAUUCAGUGGCUGCGACGAGGAUGAACUCUUCUGGUCCAUAUGCAAUGAAAUUCCAUGGUUUCCUGUUUACAUAUCCGCUGAGGCCACGGGCAUACUCAAGGGGUUGCUGGAGAAGGAUUAUGCAAAAAGGAUUGGUUCACAGUACAGUCCAGCUGGUGAUAUAGCCGAACACAUAUUCUUUAGGCCCAUCGACUGGAAUCUACUCGAGAGGCGGCAAAUCGAGCCUCCCUUCAAGCCCCAAGUGAAACAUCCCCUAGAUACUCAAUACUUUGAUCGGGUAUUCACUAGAGAACGGGUUCGGCUCACACCCAUCGACAAGGAGAUAUUGGCCUCCAUGGAUCAGAAACAGUUUCAUGGGUUCACUUACACGAAUCCCCACAUUACCCUGGACUAGAUCUAGGCCCAUCCUAAAAGAAUAUCUUAACUAAUUCUUCAGAGAAACAGUAUUUGUAAAUGUAUAUAUUCAAUAUGAAACAAUAUUGAAGCCAUCCCUAAUGAUGGGAAGCGGAGCCGAGCCAUGAAGAUGAAAGCAGCUCGAUGAUCGUGGAUAGUUUUGAAGAGGGUACAAUUGUUAGGCUAACCCGAAUAUGAGUAAUAGGCGGUGCCGAUGCGCCAUAGCUCUCUCGAGUAUAAUUCUAGUCAAUUAGCCAUACAUCUACCUAUAUCUAAGUCUAUAAACUUUACUCUAAUUGUACAGAUAUCCUUAUCUCUAUCAUAGACGCGUUCACCCACAAACGCAUACUAUAUACUUACAUACAUACAUACACAUAUGGGACAUUUUUUUUGGCAAUAUUAAUUUUUUUUCCUAAUUGUAGUGAUAC